This is a messenger RNA of Sapajus apella (tufted capuchin), 3069 nucleotides long. It is a transcript of the gene ZNF571, whose product is annotated as zinc finger protein 571. The transcript has 5 exons. Lineage: Eukaryota; Metazoa; Chordata; Mammalia; Primates; Cebidae. The record is from RefSeq and is a predicted model, not a curated record. Gene Ontology annotation, biological process: regulation of transcription by RNA polymerase II. Gene Ontology annotation, molecular function: RNA polymerase II cis-regulatory region sequence-specific DNA binding; DNA-binding transcription factor activity, RNA polymerase II-specific. The coding region runs from base 847 to 2736 and encodes 629 amino acids.
UGGGUAACAAGAGCGAAACUCCGUCUCAAAAAAACAAAAAACAAACAAAACUAACAAUAAGUUUGUUUCUUAUGUUGGUAUAACAGCAUGGUAGUUAGUUCAUAAUAUGAAAUUAAAAAUUUUUGAAUAUGGGUAUACCCCCAUAUUCAAAUUUUCCCAAUUCUUUCAAAGACAUAUUUUUACAGUAGGUUUGUUGAAAUCUGGAUCAAAAUAGAAUUCACACAUUGCACUUGGUGGCUAAAACUCUUGAACUUCUUUAAUCCAUGACAGUUUCCCUCCUGUGUUUUGUUUUGGUUUGUUUUAAUUGAUGCUGCUGAUUUGUAGAAAAACUAGAUCAUUUGUCCUGUAGAAUAUUCUGUAUUCUGCUUUUAGCUAACUGCUUCCUUGUACUGUCAUAUAAUUGUUUUCCAUUCCUUCAUAUUUCUGUAAACAGGCAGCUAGAUCUAGAGGCUUGAUCAGAUUCAGAUCAGAUUUUCCUAAAUCACCUUUUUAGGGAAAAGUAAUUCAUAGUUGGCACUGUGCACUUCCUAUUACAUUGCAUCAUGAGGCCCUUACAGUCAGGUGUCCCACUUUCAGUGAUGUCAUAUUGAUGUGUUUAAAUGUUGUUCAUUUAAUCCUUUCCUUUUUUGCACCUAAAUUAGCAUGCAUUCUCAAUGAGGGUGGAGGAUAUCUCAAACUUGUUUGUGACAAGGAAGAGCCCAAAAACUCAUAGCACUGGCUUCUGUGGACUUCACACACCUCCAGGAGAGGAACCCAGAAAACUGAUCACUUCUGACAGUUCUAAAAAACCAUGCCCCAUUUGUUGGUGACUUUCAGGGAUGUGGCCAUUGACUUCUCUCAGGAGGAAUGGGAAUGCCUGGACCCUGCUCAGAGGGACUUGUACAGGGAUGUGAUGUUGGAGAACUACAGCAACCUGAUCUCAUUGGGUUGUACAAGAAGCAUGGCACCUGUGUCUGUUUGGCUUCUGGUGAGGACCUCAGGCUGCUUCCAUUCAUGAUGGAAGGUAAAGGGGAGCCAGUGUGUGCAGAGCAGAGAUCACCUGACUUGGAAUCCAGUCGUGAGAUUAACAAGUUAUCUUCAGAAAAGGAAAUUUAUGAAAUGGAAUCACUCCAGUGGGAGAAUAUGGGGAAGUUUAUCAACCAUCACGUUCAAUACAAUGGUCCUGGAGACAAUAUGGAGUGCAAAGACAACUUAGGGGGUCAAGAAGGAAGUCAGGAAGGACUUUACAUGUAUGUCAAAAUUACCUGUGAAGAAAAGGCCACUGAAAGCCAUUCAACCUCUUCUACUUUUCACCAGAUAAUUCCUACCAAGGAAAAAUUGCACAAAUGUAAGGAAUGUAGACAAGAUUUUUGCUACCUGUCAUGCCUUAUUCAACAUGAGAAAAAUCAUAAUACAGAAAAACGCUCUAAAGUCAGGAAGCAUAGGAAUACCUGCAGCAAAAAGCCAAGCUAUAGUCAACAUCAGAUAAUUCAGACUGGUGAGAAACCUUAUGAGUGUAUGGAAUGUGGAAAGGCCUUUGGUCGUAGUUCUGAUCUCAUUCAACAUCAGAAAAUUCAUACUAAUGAAAAACCUUAUCAGUGUAAAGCAUGUGGGAAAGCUUUUAUUCGUGGUUCACAGCUCACUGAACAUCAGAGAGUUCAUACAGGAGAGAAACCAUAUGAAUGUAAGAAAUGUGGAAAAGCCUUUAGCUACUGUUCACAAUAUACGCUUCAUCAGAGAGUUCAUAGUGGUGAAAAACCUUAUGAAUGUAAAGAAUGUGGGAAGGCCUUUAUUCUUGGGUCUCAACUUACUUACCAUCAAAGAAUUCAUAGUGGUGAGAAACCCUAUGAGUGUAAGGAAUGUGGAAAGGCCUUUAUUCUUGGUUCACACCUUACAUAUCAUCAGAGAGUUCAUACUGGUGAAAAGCCUUAUAUAUGUAAAGAAUGUGGGAAAGCCUUUUUAUGUGCCUCCCAACUGAAUGAACAUCAGAGAAUUCAUACAGGUGAGAAGCCCUAUGAAUGUAAAGAAUGCGGAAAGGCCUUUUUUCGUGGCUCACAACUUACUUACCACCUGAGAGUUCAUUCAGGUGAGAGACCCUAUAAGUGCAAAGAAUGUGGGAAAGCUUUUAUUUCUAAUUCUAAUCUUACUCAACAUCAAAGAAUUCAUACGGGAGAGAAGCCCUACAAAUGUAAGGAAUGUGGAAAGGCCUUUAUUUGUAGCAAACAACUUAGUGAACAUCAGAGAAUUCAUACAGGUGAGAAACCCUUUGAAUGUAAGGAAUGUGGAAAGGCUUUUAUUCGUGUUGCAUAUCUUACUCAACAUGAGAAAAUUCAUGGUGAGAAACAUUAUGAAUGUAAGGAAUGUGGGAAGACCUUUGUUCGUACUACACAACUUACAUAUCAUCAAAGAAUUCAUACAGGUGAAAAGCCCUACAAAUGUAAGGAAUGUAACAAGGCCUUUAUUUAUGGCUCACAGCUUAGUGAACAUCAGAGAAUUCAUAGAGGUGAAAAACCUUAUGAAUGUAAACAAUGUGGGAAGGCUUUUAUUCGUGGUUCACACCUUACUGAACAUCUGAGAACUCAUACUGGAGAGAAACCCUAUGAAUGUAAGGAAUGUGGGAAAGCCUUUAGUCGUGGUUCAGAACUUACUCUGCAUCAAAGGAUCCAUACUGGUGAGAAACCCUAUACAUGUGUCCAGUGUGGCAAAGACUUUAGACGUCCUUCACAACUUACUCAACAUAUAAAGCUUCAUAAUUGAGAAAGCCUGGAAUGUGAUUAAAUAUAAGAAGGUCUUCAUCAUCAAUAUUAUAUCUAUAUGAAUGUAGGACAUCCUUUUGCUUCUGCUUAGAAUCGACUCAUUCUUAGAAGGCCUAUAUUAACCUGGAUGCAGAAUGACUUCAGAAACCCCUUAGAUAAUUUACAUUUGUAUAACCCUAGAAUAUAAAGCUGAAUUAUAUCCUUUAUCAAGGAUCAUCUCCAUUUCACCAUAUCCUAGCUGAAAUCAGAUACAUUUCUUAAUUUCAUUUGUAAAAUACUGUAAUUUUAUUAUAAUGAUGAAAUUAUAAAUAAUUAAAUACAUAUAAUUCCCUUU